AUGGAACUCUCGAGCGCCGAAACCAACCCUCACGCGCCCCUGCGCUUAUUAUCACUCGAUGGCGGAGGAGUGAGAGGACUGUCAAGUCUAAUGGUACUGGAUGACCUGAUGGAAAGCAUUGCACAAGAAGAAAAGAGGUUAGGAAGACGACCGAACCAUGAAAUCAGCCCACUCAAGCCUUGUGAUUAUUUCGAUUUGAUUGGGGGGACAAGUACUGGCGGAAUCAUCGCUAUUCUCCUUUCUCGACUUCAAAUUGAUUGCAAGCAAUGCAUCGGCAUCUACACAAAGCUCGCCGAACAGAUCUUCAAGAACGACAGAUCAAUCAAGCUCUUUGGGAGGAAAAUACCGACAGGAGCGAAUCGAUUCUCGGGAUUUGUUUUAGAGAACGCGAUCAAGCAAGCCCUGGUCGACCUAGGUUACGAUUCGGACGAGUUAAUGUGGGACGACUCGCUCUUCGAAGAGCUACCCGAAAGUGAACUGCCUCGGGACAGCAUAUGGUCUGACACCGUACCGGAGAUCGUCACAGAAAGCCCUGUCGGAACCCUGAAAAGCGCUCCAGGCUUGAUACCAUGCUCUAAUGGAGCGCCAUCGCCACCUAGCCACAUUGCCGACGAACAACAGCCCCUACUGUCUGCGGCAGAUAGAAAUAACCCUUUCGCGAAAGCGACACCAUGCAGGAGUGAUACGUGGCAACUCAAGUCCCGGAAAAGCGUGCACAGAAAAAGGAAUGCGAAAGGCUGCAGAGGCUUUGUCCUCACAUCGCUGAAGCAAGCGCUGGGAUUGCCUAGAAUAUUAUCGACGUAUGAUCCCAACGACCGCACAACAAAGAUCUGGGAGGCUUUACGAGCAACCUCUGCGGCGCCGACCUUUUUCGAAGAGAUGCAAUUUGGUACACCGAAAGUCACAUAUCUGGACGGCGGGGUUGGGUUCAAUAACCCGUGCGCGGAAGUUGAUUACGCAGCGAAGGCACUGUGGGAGGGGCGACCCAUCGGCGUCAUUGUCUCAGUUGGCACUGGACUUCAGUCAAUCCCAAGCGUUGGCAACGUCAGUUCUUGGUUACCAUUCGGAUUGGGAACGGACAUUGCUCUAAUUUCUGCCCUUGCAGGAAUGGCGACUAGUACCCAACGAGUUGACAAUGAGAUGAAAAGAAUGUACUACAACACUUCUACAAGGUACUACCGCUUUGAUGUAGAUCGCGGUCUGGCCAACGUCAGCCUUGAGCAGUGGAUGAAGGAAGACGAGAUGGCAGCACUCACAGAAGCAUAUAUGCGUGACGCAAAACAGCUUCGAAUCGCACGACAACUAGGCGAGCUGAUGGCCAAGCUCUCUGCUUUACCUCCCAAAUUCGAGAUCUCUGCCACGCACUUCCGAGUCGGCAUGGAUGGCCGUGGACUGAUUGAUCAGUCCUUCCAACUUGUUCAAGUCGACUUCAAAACCGGUCUUCCUCUUGGGGUAGUGAGUACAAUGGAGCAUCAAUCACGCUUGAGCCAGCUCCGCGACACAUCUCCCUCCGGCGAAGGUGGGGUGACAGUCAGCGAUGGUAGAUUGAAGCGUAUAUUCCCCGUGGCAGAAGAUCUCGAUCACGAUGGCCGGAGAGAGGAAGCAACAGUGUACCAAUGCAUCAACGCCGAGAAUAUAUGUUUGCGCACCAUCAAGACAGGCAUUCCUCAAGGCCGCUACCGCGUGCAAUUCAUCGUUUCCUUUCAUUCCAGCAAGCACACGCCGCCGCACAACCUUGUUUUCUCCGUCGGCAAGCCAUUUGACGCAACGACGUUCGCGCAGCGCUAUGUAGACGCGAACAUCACACCUGAUGUCGUGCCUGUUCUUCUCCGUCCUGACGCAGUCAGAGUGCGUAUUGGAAAGACGAGGUACGAGGAGAGCAUCGGAAAACUGUGGAGGGAGAUUGAGGGUGACAUCGAGGUCAAUGUGGGACUGGAUGGGGCUCUAGGGUUCAUUGUGAGUUGUAAGUUUGAAGAAGGAGUCAUCAUUGAUGGCUGGACAUUCGGAGGUGUGAGGCUCGAGCCUGUGUUUGGCAAGCCGGGAGAUCUGUUGACGAGAACCUUACCACAUAGAUAA
Messenger RNA from Didymosphaeria variabile, 2076 nucleotides. RefSeq lists its product as uncharacterized. The transcript has a single exon. The coding region runs from base 1 to 2076 and encodes 691 amino acids. Gene Ontology annotation, biological process: arachidonate metabolic process. Lineage: Eukaryota; Fungi; Ascomycota; Dothideomycetes; Pleosporales; Didymosphaeriaceae. Gene Ontology annotation, cellular component: membrane. The record is from RefSeq and is a predicted model, not a curated record.